AUGCCCAAAAUUAAAAAAUUUUCUAACAAUGUUGCUAUAUGUGUAUAUGACGUCAUCAUCAUUAUAGAAUCAUGGUUGAACGAUCAGAUUUCUGACGUUGAAUUGGCUUUGCAUAAUUCUAACAUCUUUCGGGCUGAUCGUAGUAUUAAAACCAGUGCUAAACCUACAGUUGUGUUCGACUUUGGUAAUGGUGAUUAUUGUCCUUUAAAUAAUUUCUUGACAUCUGUUGAUUGGACAACAUGCUUUAAUGAAUUGAAUUUGGACGAAAAAGUUUCUCUUUUUUACGACAUUCUUUUUGAUUGCCUUGAUCACUGUGUUCCAAAGAAAACCAUUAAAAUCAAUAAACAUUAUCCUAGAUGGUUUAACAACGACCUUAGAAAUCUGUGUCAACAAAAGAAGUUAGCCCAUUCCAAGUAUAAGAAGUCUGGUCAACUUGAAGAUUAUGUUUAUUUUAAGACAGUAAAUGCUACUAUGACAUGUGACCCGAAGUAUUUUUGGAAAUUUAUGAGGGAUAAUAACAAAGACUCUGGAAUACCUAAUUAUAUGUCUUUUGAGAAUAAAUCAGCUGACAAUGGAUUUGAUAUUUCAAACUUUUUUGCAGCAUGUUUUUCUUUCGUUUACGUAAUCAGUUCUACUGUUAACUUCGAUUGUGUUGACAAUGGCUUAAAGGUUACUAUUUCCGACGAAUCCCUAUUUCCAGAUUUGUGGAAAAAUUGCUAUGUAACUCCAAUUUUCCAAUCUGGUGUUAAAACAAAAGUGGAAAACUACAGGGGAGUCUGUAAUCAGUUGGUAAUUCCAAAGAUCCUGGAUGAAAUAGUCUCCGUACAACUACAAUGGAUGUCUUCUUCGAUUAUUUGUGCUCAACAACACGGUUUCACUAAAGGCAAAUCCUCCCUAUCUAAUUUGCUGAUUUACUAUUCUUUUAUUAACAAAUCUUUCCAAGACAAGAUACCAGUUGAUUCGAUAUACACGGACUUUGCUAAGGUCUUUGAUAGAGUCAAUCACAGUGUUUUGAUCUCAAAAUUGAUGCAUCUCGGAUUUAUAUUAGACACUAUCAAGUGGUUGCAUUGCUUUCUUUCGGACAGAUAUCAGCAACAAGUUAAGACUGGAAAUUUUAUAUCUCAAACUUUUGGCGUCAUAUCUGGAGUUCCGCAAGGGUCGCACUGCGGACCAAUUCUGUUCAUCCUUUUCAUUAAUGAGCUAUAA
Zophobas morio is the source of this 1206-nucleotide messenger RNA. RefSeq lists its product as uncharacterized. Lineage: Eukaryota; Metazoa; Arthropoda; Insecta; Coleoptera; Tenebrionidae. Bases 1 to 1206 code for a protein of 401 amino acids. The record is from RefSeq and is a predicted model, not a curated record. The transcript is spliced from 4 exons.